Lathyrus sativus (Indian pea) is the source of this 855-nucleotide messenger RNA. The record is from the annotation of a GenBank genome assembly. Lineage: Eukaryota; Viridiplantae; Streptophyta; Magnoliopsida; Fabales; Fabaceae.
AUGGGUUGUUUUCUUCAGUGUUUUGGUUUAUCCACUAAAAGAAAACGGAGAAAGACUCUCUACAAAGUCCUAGCUCGAGAAGACCAGAAGUAUGGAAACUAUGAAGUUCUUGCUAUAACAGAAAAAGCAAUUAUCCCUUAUUCUGAAUCCAGAGGUAGAGAUCAAGAGAAGGAGAAGAGUGGUGUUAAACCCAAGAAGAAGAAAGUUAGCUUUAAUUUGAAUUUACAGAUAUAUGAGGUAAACCCUAGUUCUUAUCAGGUGUUGGAGGAUGAGGAAGAAGAGGAUAAGGACACUGCUGUGGAAUCUGAGGGAAGGGUGUUGGGAGAUGGAUCUGAAGCUGUGAUAAUUCGAUACCCGUCGAAUCAUAGAUAUUAUAACUGUAGUUAUGAUCAGGAUGAAGAGGAUGAUAUGGUAUAUGAGGAAUCUGAUAUUGAUGAUGAGUUUGAUGAAGAGUAUGAUUGGGAUGAUGAUGACGAUGACGGUUAUGAAAGUUGCGAGAAUUAUGAAGUAUGUGAUGAAAACAGUAAACAGAAGGUGCUUUCUACGAAGGAUGAUGAGGUGAAAUCGAAUUCGAGUGGACGAGAGAGGAGCAUGAACAUGAAUUCUGUUCUGCAUCCGGUGGAGAAUCUAAGUCAGUGGAAAGCAAUCAAAGCAAAAGUUAUUUCAAGUAAAAACAGAAGAAAGGAAAAUGUUCCAUCAGAGGAAAAUACAAGCUCCAAAUUCUCACCUUGUAUCUUGGAAUCAAGUGAUCUUCAGUCGAAGCCUUUGUUGAAAGAAAUUGCGGUUGAUGCCAGUCUUUCAAACUGGUUGGUUUCUCCUAAUUAUAACGUUUCCAGUACAAUUCGUUGUCAAUGA